AUGUCUUUUGUGAUUGAUUUCCCGAAUGAAUACAUCCAAUCGGUGGAAGCAACCAAUGAUAAACCGAAGCUAUUUCGUAAUACCGUCAUUACCUCGAUUAAGUUGGAAACAUCAAAGGGUAGAACAUCAAUCUUUGGCUAUGAGGUGGGCAAGAAGUUUAUGCUAGUGAAAACUGGCUAUAGUCUUGUCGGAUUCCAUGGAAAGGAAGGUGAAGCUAUUGAUGCUCUUGGAGCUUAUUUUGAAAAUGUUCUAACGUCUCCUACUCCUACUGCAUCGAUUCCGGGGAUAGUAGAUACAUGGGAUGAUGGUGACUACGACUGUGUAAAGAAGAUACAAAUAGGAUUAUAUGACGAAGGUGUAUCGUUUCUCAAGUUCGAAUACAUUAAAGGCAAUGAACUGGUAUCUGGUGAUGGCCAUGGGAAGAUGACAUCACUCGGAGCUAAAGAGUUUGUGCUUGAGGAUGGUGAAUACCUCACGGCCGUGGAAGUCUCCUACAUAGCUAUGGCGGGCACACCAUAUCCAAAGGUGGCUUCUCUUCGGUUCAAGACGAACAAACGAGAGUCAGCUCUGUUUGGAAUGGAUGCCGGUGAGAAGGAAAUAGAAACAGAAAAGAAGACAUUGUCAAACGACGCAGUCUGA
Messenger RNA from Brassica napus (rape), 639 nucleotides. Its product is annotated as jacalin-related lectin 23-like. The transcript has 4 exons. Lineage: Eukaryota; Viridiplantae; Streptophyta; Magnoliopsida; Brassicales; Brassicaceae. Bases 1 to 639 code for a protein of 212 amino acids. The record is from RefSeq and is a predicted model, not a curated record.